Molecule: messenger RNA, 1008 nt
Organism: Hirsutella rhossiliensis
Lineage: Eukaryota; Fungi; Ascomycota; Sordariomycetes; Hypocreales; Ophiocordycipitaceae
Product: Phospholipid-binding protein
Exons: 1
Coding region: 1-1008 (335 amino acids)
Biological process (GO): vacuole fusion, non-autophagic
Cellular component (GO): fungal-type vacuole membrane
Molecular function (GO): phospholipid binding
Source: RefSeq, a predicted model, not a curated record
AUGACGUACCAGCACAAGAUCAAGGCCCAGAGCCGCGAGGUCAAGCGCCUCGAGAAGGAGGGGCUCAAGCUGCACAAGCAGCCCCGCCGCGACGUUGCCCGCUUCCGCGCCCAUCUCGUCGACCUCACCAACAAGCUCGACGGCCUGACGACGCUGCACGCCGACCACGCCCGCACCCUGCUGCGCGAGAGCCAAGACACGAGCGCCCGCAUCGUCGACGCCAGCUGCAGCCUCGUCCGUGCAGAGGUGGACAUAUUUGAGAGCCUCGCCCGCAAGGGAUGGACCGGCGGCGGGCUCGACGACUUGCUCGACAGGGGCCAGGAUCUCUUUGCGAACGACGACGCCGGCGGCGCGGGCGCCAACGCCGCCGACCCUGCAAAGCUCUUCUCCAUCCUCCCGCCAAAGAGCAUCCUCGCCGACUCGGCCUCGGACGCCUCUCGCCUUGACCACGACCGCGCCGACGGCCUCCUCCCCGCCGACGACCAUGGCGGCGACCGCCCCCGCUCCUUUGCCGCCUCGGCCACCGCCAGUACCGCCGGAACCGACACCACAGACGCCACGAGCAGCACCUCGAGCGCUGGCACCAUCACCGCCGCCGGCACCGCCGCCGCCGCCUCGACCCCUGACAGCGUCGUCUCCCCCGAACCCAGCAAGCCGCGCCACCCCCGGCCCUUUUCCCCGCAGCCCAUCCGCAGAAUCCCCACCGACGUGACGUUUGAAUCGCUCGGCGCCCUUGCCGCCACCGAGCCCCCGGGUCCUGCCCGUCGCGGAACGAGUGGCGGCCGAGCAGACGCAGGCGGUGCCGAGGGAAAAGACGAAGACAAGAGCAGCAGCAAGGCCGCAGAUGGAGGAGACCCUGGCGCAGAAGAACAGCAGCCAUCAGAGGCCGUCGAGAGCGAGGCACGGCAAGACCGGGGCAGGAAACCAUCGCAGUCCACGUACGCGAACCGGCGCUCGUCCUUGCCGGGUCCCGCAACGACGGAUAAGGACGAGGCUGAUGGCAACUAG